AUGGCUUCUCAAGAUCUAGCUACAAGCAUGGAGGGUUUUGUCAUUGGGAUCAUUGGCAUGGGCGACAUGGGGAAGAUGUAUGCCAAGAGGCUCAGCGCUGCUGGAUGGAGCGUGAACGCCUGCGAUAGAGAAGAGAAAUACGAGGGUCUGUGUGAAGAGUUUGCAGAUAGAAAGCAAAUUAAGAUCUUUCCCAAUGGACAUCUUGUGUCCCGAGCAAGCGAUUAUAUCAUAUACAACGUCGAAGCAGCAUCGAUUGGCAAAGUCGUUGCAGAGUAUGGUCCAUCUACCAAGCAGAAUGCUAUUGUCGGUGGCCAGACUUCUUGUAAAGCUCCAGAGAUUGAAGCUUUCGAGAAGUAUCUCCCAGAAGAUGUAGACAUUGUCUGCUGUCACUCCCUCCAUGGCCCACACGUUGAUCCCCGAGGUCAACCCCUCGUAAUCAUCAAGCACCGGGCCUCCCAAGAAAGCUUCAACAAAGUAGAGCACGUCCUCUCCUGCCUAAACUCCAAACAUGUCCACCUCUCUGCCGCCCAACACGACCGCAUCACAGCAGACACCCAAGCCGUGACCCAUGCCGCAUUCCUCUCCAUGGGCAAAGCCUGGCACGCAAACGCCCAGUUCCCCUGGGAAAUCGCCCGCUACGUCGGCGGCAUCGAAAACGUCAAGAUCAACCUAACACUACGCAUCUACUCGCAGAAAUGGCACGUCUAUGCCGGCCUCGCCAUCCUGAACCCCUACGCCAAAGAGCAGAUCCGACAGUACGCCCAGAGCGUGACGGAGCUGUACAAACUGAUGCUAGGGGGUCAUAAAGAGGAGUUCGCGCAGCGCAUUAGGAACGCUGGCGCUGCUGUAUUCGGGUCCCGCUCAUGGGACGGCGAACUGCUCCUCCAAGACGAAGUACUAGACCGGUUCUCUCUCGGCAAGAAACCCGAAACUCCCCUCCCGAACAACCAUCUCUCCCUGCUCGCAAUGGUCGACUGCUGGUCUCAGCUCGGCAUUGUGCCCUACGACCACAUGAUAUGCUCCACGCCGCUCUUCCGCCUCUGGAUCGGCGUUACCGAGUAUCUGUUUAGGAAGCCCGCGUUACUGGAGGAUGUGAUUCGGAUUGCGAUUGAGGAUGAUACGUUCCGGAGCGAUGAUCUGGAGUUUACAUUUGCGGCGAGGGGCUGGAGUGAUUGUGUUACUUUUGGAGAUUUUGAGAGUUGGAAGGAUCGAUUUGUUAGUACGCAGAAGUUUUUCGAACCUAGGUUUGCGGAUGCGACGAAGGUGGGGAAUGAGAUGAUGAAGACGAUUCUGGAGAAUACUAGAAAGUAA
This is a messenger RNA of Lachnellula hyalina, 1311 nucleotides long. RefSeq names its product putative prephenate dehydrogenase [NADP(+)] (gene tyr1). The transcript has 5 exons. NCBI's taxonomy places the organism in Eukaryota, Fungi, Ascomycota, Leotiomycetes, Helotiales, Lachnaceae. Gene Ontology annotation, biological process: L-tyrosine biosynthetic process. The record is from RefSeq and is a predicted model, not a curated record. Gene Ontology annotation, molecular function: NAD+ binding; NADP binding; prephenate dehydrogenase (NADP+) activity. Bases 1 to 1311 code for a protein of 436 amino acids.